Orbicella faveolata is the source of this 456-nucleotide messenger RNA. Its product is annotated as peroxiredoxin-1-like. Gene Ontology annotation, biological process: hydrogen peroxide catabolic process; cell redox homeostasis; response to oxidative stress. NCBI's taxonomy places the organism in Eukaryota, Metazoa, Cnidaria, Anthozoa, Scleractinia, Merulinidae. Gene Ontology annotation, molecular function: thioredoxin peroxidase activity. Gene Ontology annotation, cellular component: endoplasmic reticulum; cytosol. The record is from RefSeq and is a predicted model, not a curated record.
AUGAGUUUUUGGCUGGAGAGAUCACCGAGAUCUUGCACAUUUGUUUGUCCAACAGAGAUCAUUGCUUUCAGUGACCGGGUCGAGGAGUUUCGUGCCAUUAACUGUGAGGUUGUUGCUUGCUCUGUUGAUUCAGAGUUUUCGCAUUUAGCUUGGACCAAUGUUGCACGUAAGAAAGGAGGACUUGGUCAAAUGAAUAUUCCCCUUCUGUCUGAUAUAACAAAGCAGAUUUCCAAGGAUUAUGGUGUUCUACUGGAGGAUCAAGGUGUCGCACUCAGAGGGUUAUUUGUUAUCGAUGACAAAGGAAUCCUCCGACAGAUCACAAUGAACGACUUACCCGUUGGAAGGUCUGUUGACGAGGUUCUACGCUUGGUGCAAGCUUUCCAAUUCACAGACAAACAUGGAGAGGGUGAGGAAGAAAUUUUCUUUCCUUUGGAACUAGAACAACUGCCCUUAUGA